AUGGCGCUCAAAUACACUAAUAAGCUUCAAGACAAGCUUGUCGUCGUCGUUGGGGGUACUAGCGGCAUUGGCUUUGGCACGGCCGAAGCAGCUGUGGAACAUGGCGCCACAGUGGUGGUGGCCAGUUCCAAGCAAGCAAAGGUCAGCCGUGCCGUGCAAAGGAUCCAGCAAGCAUAUCCAGACGCGGCAGAUCGCAUCCGCGGCAAGACCGUCGACUUGAGCUCGGACAAUGUUGAAGAACAGAUCGAUGCCCUCUACGAGUUUGCAACCGAGGCUGGCACGCGGAAGUUGGACCACGUCGUUGUGACCGCUGGCGAGGGUUUCGGGAUGGUACCCUUGGCGAAUGUCACUCCUCAGGCCGUGGUGGAUCCGUACAAAAUCAGACUGGUGGGCUGCACCAUGCUGGCGAAGAUUGCGAUGCGGUAUCUCACCGUCAGCGCCGCCUCUUCGUUCACCUUGACGGGCGGCGUGAGCGAUGCCAAGCCCACGGCGGGAUGGACGGUCAUGGCCCCCGUGGGUGCGGCCGUGCGAGGGCUCACCCACGCGCUGGCCAACGAUAUGAAGCCCGUCAGAGUCAAUUGCGUGUGCCCGGGUGCGGUCAGGACGGAAAUGUUCGACACCUUUACUGGGGACCGGCUACAGGAGGUCCUCGACAUGUAUACGGCCAAGACUUUGACGGGCCGGAUCGGCACACCUGAGGAUCUGGCGCAAAGCUACCUUUCUGUAAUGGAGAACAAGUUCAUGACGGGCCAGGAAAUAACGUGUGACGGAGGAUAUCUUUUGUGUUGA
This is a messenger RNA of Cladophialophora carrionii CBS 160.54, 789 nucleotides long. RefSeq lists its product as uncharacterized. The record is from RefSeq and is a predicted model, not a curated record. The coding region runs from base 1 to 789 and encodes 262 amino acids. The transcript has a single exon. NCBI's taxonomy places the organism in Eukaryota, Fungi, Ascomycota, Eurotiomycetes, Chaetothyriales, Herpotrichiellaceae. Gene Ontology annotation, molecular function: oxidoreductase activity.